Populus trichocarpa (black cottonwood) is the source of this 1272-nucleotide messenger RNA. Its product is annotated as myb-related protein 308. The transcript is spliced from 2 exons. Lineage: Eukaryota; Viridiplantae; Streptophyta; Magnoliopsida; Malpighiales; Salicaceae. The record is from RefSeq and is a predicted model, not a curated record. Bases 230 to 1042 code for a protein of 270 amino acids.
CGUUUUAAAAGCAAAGGAGAACAGAGUUCUGGGCCUUCAUUAAUUAAUUUGCUAGAGGUUUAAAAGGGGGGAAAAACCUGUGGAUUAUUAUGCUCACGACUUGGAGCAUCUUAAGUCUUCAGUAAUAUCCCCCUUCUCAACGAUGUCGUUCUAGCUAGCUAGUUCUCUCACUUUUUUAUUCUCCUUUCACACUUGGAAUUCGAGAGAGGAAAGAAAUAUAACCAGGGAAAUGGGAAGGGCUCCUUGUUGCUCCAAGGUUGGCUUGCAUAGAGGACCGUGGACUCCCAGAGAAGACACGUUGCUUACCAAGUAUAUUCAAGCUCACGGUGAAGGCCAUUGGAGGUCUUUGCCUAAAAAAGCUGGUCUCCUCAGAUGUGGCAAAAGUUGCAGGCUAAGAUGGAUGAACUAUCUAAGACCAGACAUCAAGAGAGGAAAUAUCACCCCUGAUGAGGAUGAUCUCAUUAUUAGAAUGCAUUCCCUACUUGGUAACCGGUGGUCUCUCAUUGCCGGAAGGCUUCCAGGUCGAACCGAUAAUGAGAUCAAGAAUUACUGGAACACUCAUCUCGUUAAGAGACUUAGAAGCCAAGGAAUUACUGACCCCGGCACCCACAGAAAGUUAGCAGAACCAGGAGAACGUGAAGUGAAGAGAAGGAGAAGUAACAAAAACACCAGUAACAAGAAACAAAACAAAAGCAAAGCAAAACUAAUUUUGCCUGCUGAAAAGCAUAAGGUCCACCUCCCUAAACCUGUUAGGUUUACCUCUUUACCUUUACCAAGAAAUGACAGUUUUGAGAGCAAUACAAUUACUAUUUCUCCAAGCCAAGGAAGAGAUCAAGGGUCUUUCGGUACCGGGGAUAGCUUUCUUGUUGGAGAUAAUGAUCGAUACGGUCUUGUUAAUGGUUCAGAUCUUGAAUGCCAGUCUCCUGUGCCUACGACAAACACAUUAGAGAAGCUGUAUGAGGAGUAUCUUCAGCUCCUGGAGAUAGAUGAUCGUCAGGAUCAAGUACUAUUAGACUCCUUUGCCGAUUCAUUGUUGGUAUGACAAUUAAUUUCAAGAAAAUGUAAUAAUUUAUCCAUGCAUGAUCAGAUGUAAUAUACUUUCAAGUUUCGUGGAUGAUGAGCUUGAUUGACUCGUGGUUUUCACGUGCUUACGUUCUAGCUUAGCUGGCCAGCCGAUCGAGGAUGGAGUUCGAGGGUCCGAUUCUAUGUUUAAUAAAUAAUUUGUAAUUAGAUAAUGAUUAAUGAUAUGUAUGAUAACGAUAUGCGAGGAAA